AGACCGGAUCUAGGAAAUACGAGGCGGGCCUCGGUGGGAGGGACGCACUGAGGGAGGAGGGAGGAAAGGGGGCGGCGGCGGCGGCGGCUCACACCGGAUCCCGGCCCCGCACGGCGCGUACCCUGGGGGUUCGGGCGGGGAAGCGGCGCCGGCCCGGACCCCCCGCGGGAGUAGGCGACGGGCGUGAGGGCGAGGCGGCGGCGGCGGCGGCGGCCAGAGAGCAGCAGCCGCCUGUGUCUCAGCAGGAACAUGCACUGAGUACAUCAAGUACUGAAAGAUUAUGAACACAAUCUUGCAGAUACGGCAGUAGGGCUAUCUUCCUUUGCAGUCCUAGCAAGGACCGUCAAGCCUUGGGAAGAGAACUCUCUCCUCUGGUAGAGGCCGAGGGACACUGUCUUCAGCCUUUUCUUCAAGUUUUUGACCGUGGAUUGUGUUGUGUCAAACUGGACAAAUUAUCUUAGUUGAAUUUUCACCAGUUGAAAAAUUGGAGAUUUCUAGACUACUGAAAAGAAGUUGCUUUCAGAGCUGGAGAUGUGAAUAAAAUUUCUGUGCCAGGGUUGAUAAACCAUCUUGAGGAUUCCAUCCAGGAAACCCCAUCACAGUUGGUUGUUAUGUCUCCUUAGACUCCUCUUGGCUGUGACAGUUUCUCAGACUUUUGUUUUUGAGGAGUACUGAUCAGAAAAUGACUGUGGUGCUAGAAGAUCAUUACUUUUGGAAAGCUGGUUAACAUCCAUUUCCUAAGAGAAACUUGGCCACCAUUUGCUCUGGCAUGGCGCAAAGCAGCCCACAGCUUGAUAUGCAGGUUCUCCAUGAUCUUCGACAACGUUUCCCUGAAAUUCCAGAGGGCGUGGUGUCUCAGUGCAUGUUACAGAAUAACAACAAUCUUGAAGCCUGUUGCCGAGCCCUUUCCCAGGAGAGUAGCAAAUACUUAUAUAUGGAAUACCAUAGUCCAGAUGACAAUAGGAUGAAUAGAAAUCGCCUUUUACAUAUUAACCUGGGUAUCCAUUCUCCUAGUAGCUAUCACCCAGGAGAUGGAGCCCAACUUAAUGGUGGUCGAACACUGGUACAUAGCUCAAGUGAUGGACAUAUUGAUCCUCAGCAUGCAGCAGGUAAACAGCUGAUAUGUUUAGUUCAAGAACCACACUCAGCUCCAGCUGUUGUUGCUGCUACUCCCAACUACAAUCCAUUUUUUAUGAAUGAACAGAACAGAAGUGCAGCUACUCCUCCUUCCCAACCACCUCAACAGCCAUCUUCCAUGCAAACAGGAAUGAAUCCGUCUGCUAUGCAAGGGCCUUCACCACCACCGCCACCUCCUUCAUACAUGCACAUACCUCGGUAUAGUACAAAUCCAAUUACUGUUACAGUAUCCCAGAACCUCCCUUCUGGACAGACUGUACCAAGAGCUUUACAAAUUCUUCCACAAAUUCCAAGCAAUCUCUAUGGGUCUCCUGGUUCUAUUUAUAUUAGACAGACAUCUCAGAGUUCAUCAGGAAGACAAACUCCUCAGAGUACGCCGUGGCAGUCCUCACCACAGGGCCCAGUGCCUCACUAUAGCCAGCGUCCUUUACCUGUUUAUCCACACCAACAGAACUAUCAACCUUCUCAGUAUUCUCCCAAACAGCAGCAGAUCCCUCAGUCUGCUUACCAUUCACCACCUCCUUCUCAAUGUCCUUCACCCUUUAGCUCUCCACAGCAUCAAGUGCAACCUUCCCAGUUGGGCCACAUCUUUAUGCCACCUAGUCCUUCAACUACUCCACCCCAUCCAUAUCAACAAGGACCUCCUAGCUAUCAGAAACAGGGAAGCCAUUCAGUAGCCUAUCUUCCAUACACAGCAUCUAGUUUAUCCAAAGGUUCCAUGAAGAAGAUAGAAAUUACAGUUGAACCUUCUCAAAGACCUGGGACAGCAAUUAAUAGGAGUCCUUCACCCAUCAGUAAUCAACCAUCUCCACGGAAUCAACACUCACUGUACACAGCCACUACGCCACCUUCAAGUUCUCCUUCAAGAGGGAUAUCUAGUCAACCAAAACCUCCAUUUAGUGUUAAUCCUGUGUAUAUUACAUAUACACAGCCAACUGGACCUUCUUGUACUCCAUCACCAUCUCCUCGAGUGAUACCAAACCCAACUACAGUUUUUAAAAUUACCGUAGGCCGAGCAACGACUGAAAAUCUUUUAAAUUUAGUGGACCAAGAAGAGCGCUCUGCAGCACCAGAACCUAUUCAGCCCAUUUCAGUGAUACCAGGCUCUGGGGGAGAAAAGGGAAGCCAUAAAUAUCAGAGAAGUUCUAGUUCUGGAUCAGAUGACUAUGCCUACACACAAGCCUUGCUGUUACAUCAACGAGCAAGGAUGGAGAGGUUAGCAAAGCAACUGAAACUUGAGAAAGAGGAGCUAGAGCGGUUGAAGUCUGAAGUUAACGGUAUGGAGCAUGACCUGAUGCAGAGACGGCUCAGAAGAGUCAGCUGCACCACUGCGAUCCCUACGCCUGAGGAAAUGACAAGAUUGAGAAGCAUGAACAGACAACUCCAGAUAAAUGUUGACUGUACACUGAAAGAAGUUGACCUCCUUCAAUCUAGAGGAAACUUUGAUCCAAAAGCCAUGAAUAAUUUUUAUGACAACAUAGAACCUGGCCCAGUUGUACCACCCAAGCCAUCUAAAAAAGACUCCUCAGACCCCUGCACAAUUGAGAGAAAAGCCCGAAGAAUUAGCGUGACCUCCAAAGUACAGGCAGACAUCCAUGACACCCAGGCAGCAGCUGCAGAUGAGCAUCAAACUGGCUCCACACAAAGUCCUCGGACACAACCUCAAGAUGAAGACUACGAAGGGGCUCCAUGGAAUUGUGAUAGCUGCACCUUUCUUAACCACCCAGCACUAAAUCGCUGUGAGCAGUGCGAGAUGCCACGGUACACCUGAAUUCAGAAAAGUCUGCGCCAGGUUGAAAGUGAAACUUUGAGCACUACCAGAAGAAAAGGAAACCUCGGGACUCUAUUCAUCCACCCAGCCUUUUCAUUUUCGAUUGCACAGCGGGGAGGAGGAAUGGCUUUGUGGUCGUCGUUGUGCUCACGAAAGGAAAAAUGGGGAGGUCUUUUUUUCUCCUUUCUUAACUCACUACGGAGUGAGAGAUAGAAAGGGAUACUUGAAACUGGGAAAGGAUUCACUCUGUGAAAGAAUGUACACACAGAAGUCAAGAGCUCUUCUGUGGUGGAAUCCCAAUUGUUAAAGUUACUGCUGAGUGGCCCUUAUUUUUUAAAGUAGUACUUUGAAUCAUAGUAUGAAAUGUUACAGUUUAUGCAAACUGUGAAUUCCCAGAGCAGACUUACCUGGUCACCGCUCUCUGGAAAACCAAGGCUCCCCGUGCUUCUUCCCGUUGCUUCCUACUAAAGAGGACAACAGGAAAAAGCACCUAGAAUAUUUUGGGGGGUGGGGCAAAUUAAUUAAGGGUAUUUGUAAUUGCUGCUUUUUUCAGGGGUAAUUUCCAACACACAUACAUGCACAGAAACAAAAUGUUUUAAAAUGUGAUUUGUAGCAGUCAGGAACUAGGCAUAUCAUGCCUUUGUUUAAAAGUACAAUCAGAGGUGGUAAGAUGCCUUUGGCUUGUACAGUGUGAUUCAUCAAGCUCUAUCAACACUGGUAACUAAGACCUACUUAUGCCACAUAAGAGAUGCAUUUUUUAAGUUACUGCAUGUUUUUAUUAAGGCCAUUGGUUUUCAAAAUAACAAGUCCUUACAAAUUAUGAUUUUAUAAAUGAUAUUCUCGUAAAACUGCGCUUUGCCAGUAGCACAGUGAAUGUAUGCCAAAUGCAAGUCCAUUCCAAAAUCCAUUUGGAAAUCUUGAGCUCAGCUGUGAUUCUUAAACUUUUGCAGUCCAUAGGGCCUUUUUUUUUCUCCUUCCAAUUUUGUGAUAAAUUCAUGAUGUUUACAGCACAGAUAAAACUUUGUGCCAUAAUCCUAAUUUAGCUGAAAUCAAUAUUAACUGUUCAAUAAAAACUUACUUGCAUAUGUUAAUAAACCAGUGUGAGGGGAAUUACAGUUGGCCAACGACAAAGUUGCACACUGCAUUAUUUAGGAAAGGAGGGAUUGUCAAAAAUUAUUAAGAGAAAGGUGAAUAUAGAGGACUUUGAAACAACUUUUAAAAUUUAACAUAACUGUAUCUAGAGGUCAAUUGAGUUUCUACAGGCAGUUCAGGUCAUUUUAAAGCACUCCUUAUUUAUGAAAUAGAACUUCAGGGUGCGGAUAAGAGAUAUAAAGUCAUGUGACUCACUAGGGUGCAUCGCUGGAAACUUAAUAGCACAUUUCAUUAAGGUCUCUGCCAUUGUUGGAGUUCCUUCUUAGCUCAGAAUUGGAGUUUUGGAAUCUUCCCCUCAUUUUGGUGAGUAUAAACAGCAAUAAAGUUAGUAGGUUCUCCCAUCCUAAAGGAUUUUACCUGAGGAUAUCGUCUUAGGAAUAUCCGUAGACGCUCCCAUCAGGUUUCUCCCCCAACCCCCAUACACCCCCCCACCCCCGACUUCUAAUUUAGCAGUAAUCUCUGGCAGACCUGGAAAAACAAGCUGCUCUUAAUAGCAUAAUGAAACCAAAGGCGUAAUAACUCAUCAUAGUUUUCCAUCAGAAUCAUUUCACACUCUGCCUACAGCUUUGAAAACAUUUUUUCAUAUGUGAAAAAUUCCCCAAAAUAUAUCCACUAGUCUCCCAAAGGAAGCAUGGUAAUUAACACUGAUAAAAACAUCUCUCACACAACAACUGUGGCAAAACUGUGAAAAUAACGGUGAGAAAGCAGAUGGGCUUAAAAGCAUGGUCCCCAAAACAACGUUCUUCAAAGGUUUUUGUAACACUGGUCUCUGUCUCCAAUAACAGUCUAGCCGUCCUACUGUUCUGUAAUAUGCCUUUGCCUUUGUAUGGUUUCAUAUCUCUUUAGUGAUGGUCAACCCCACUUGGUUUUAAGUUACAAUUUAGGGGAAAAUAUAUAUAUAUACUGCUUGGUGUCCUAGCUAAAAGAUUUACCAGUAUUCAUAGUGAUAUGCUGAAGUGGAGGCAAUUAACUUGGCAGUUGUCAGUUGAGAAUGAAAGUAGCAUGUCUGAAAACAGUCUGAUGCUUUAUAAAACCAUGUAGAUGACUUUAAAACUAUUGCAUGAAAAUACAUCAAGGUUAAUAAGCUGUUAUACAGUAGAUGCAUGGUUUCAAUCCUUUGGUGAUAUAUCUAGUCAAUCAUUGUUUUCACCUGCCAGGAAAAGAGAGAAAACAGUCUAUUGGAUAGGUGUAAAGGGUGGGGUAUGCGGUAUCAGAUUGAUUUUAAGGAAGUUUUGUACAUGUUAAUUUUUAAUUGUGCACAAGUUUCAUAUGCCAACAUAGGCUGUAUUCAGUUUUAAAAUAGGCAAAAUGACUUGAUACUGAUAAAUCUGGUAUGUUUAACUGUGUCCCAUAUGUAGACUGCUUUUUGCCUAUGACCAGUUUGAACAAGAAUUCACCCAACUUUCAAGGUGCCUUUUCAAAAGGAUCUUGUAGUCAGUUGGUAUGUACAGACAAUUGGCAUGGAAGUGGCAGGAUAUAAAUCGGAUGACGCCUGGCUGCUGAGGUGCCAGCUGGAUCAGCUGGUGCACUUCUUGUUUCUUGUAAGAGGUUUCUUUAAAAUGACUAGUUUGAUGUAUCUGGUAACAUAUAGGCCUGACUAUACAUUUUACAUUAUUUCGCUAUUUUGUAAACUGGGAUUUUAGAAAGCACGUUUGCCAUUUUGUUAAAGUACAUUGCCCCUUAAAUUUUGGAGUAGUUUUUAAAAGUUUAAAAUGGUAAUAGAGGAGCCAGAAACUUUUUAAGCAUUGUAAAAUGUUUUGAAUUGAUAUUGACUUUGUUUGGAAGAGAGUAGAGGCAGGGGGCUUUAAAGAAACAAAGAAAUGCAUUGUAAAAAUGUAGUUUUAGAGCAAAUUAAUAAUGAUGGUGGGGAAAGUGUUGCUAAUUUGUUUAUUUCCCUGGAAGAAAUGGGAAGUGUGAUAAGCAGUUUAAUUUUUAAGGAGCUGGUCUCAAUUUUAGUACUUUUUAAUUAUGCAAAUAAAUCAAUGUUUCCUUAAAUUUUGUCAUUGCUUUGUCACAGUUGUCUAGGGUUCAUAUCCAACCUUCUGUGGCAAUUCAAUUUUAUAUAGUCUUUUAAGAGGUAAUUGUAAUGUAUUUCUGACAGUAUAAACAAAAAGAAUAUAAGGCAUAGAAUUGUUCUCUAAAAAUAUCAAUGAUGUAUCCUGAAAUGUGAAGAUGUCCCUUUAUAGUUAAAAAUUGAAUUAUUUUAAUAUUGUACCAUUGUUAGACCUUGAAUGAGUCCAUGUUACCGUGUGUGUCUGUAUAUCUAUCUGUAGAGAAAGAAAAAUGACAACUGAAAUGUUACUUUUAAAAAUCAGAAUAAAUUGGGCACUGUCUGUGUUGCACCACUACUCUAUCUUUUCGAAAGAAUUAACAGUAUUUGCCUAUUGUAAAAGUUAAUUCUGAUGACAUUUUCACAUUCACCAGACUUUUUUUCCUGUAUUAUUUGCAUCCCCAAAUAUUUAAUACAAGUAGAUUCUGCAUGGCUUGGGCAUUCAGAGAUUAAUAGAAUGAUGACUCAAUUUUAAUUCUAAAGCCAUGAAAAGUUACUUUGAGACUGAACAAUUCUGAAUUAUUUAUGAUACCCAAUGUCCAUGUUUCUUUCCCUACUGUAAAAGAAUUGAUCAGUUUCUUCAUUAAAGCAGCAAAAACUUAUUAAAUCUUGUAAAUACCAUGUCUCUUUUAGAUUUCUGUGUAUGCUGUGAAUGAAAUCAUUUUGAGAUGAAAUUGUACAAAGGCAUUUUAAAAGGCUCUGCAUGCAUCGUACCUCCAAACAGUACAUAUUCGGAAAGUCAAAGAUUCCUGCAAAAUAAAUAAACUAAAAGCAAACACUA
Molecule: messenger RNA, 6891 nt
Organism: Gorilla gorilla gorilla (western lowland gorilla)
Lineage: Eukaryota; Metazoa; Chordata; Mammalia; Primates; Hominidae
Gene: TAB3
Product: TGF-beta activated kinase 1 (MAP3K7) binding protein 3
Exons: 12
Coding region: 770-2908 (712 amino acids)
Biological process (GO): positive regulation of canonical NF-kappaB signal transduction
Cellular component (GO): extracellular exosome
Molecular function (GO): ubiquitin binding
Source: RefSeq, a predicted model, not a curated record